CGACGAUCAACUCGGCCGAGCUUCUUCCUCUGACUGGAACCCACGGGUCUUUUGUAGUAGCAUCGAGUGCAUCUGCAUAUAUCCAGCAAUUAUCUGCAAACAUUGCAACCAACACUACGGCGCAUACGAAGACACGCACUGCAAUGUUCCGCAAGCCAGGCACCGGCCGCUCCAAGGCAUCGGCAGACACGCUGUGCCAAAAGUGCCUAAAGCGAGGCCACUACAGCUACGAAUGCAAAGCAACAACGCAAGAACGGCCCUACGUGUCGCGCCCGUCCCGAACACAGCAGCUCCUGAACCCCAAGCUGAAGCCCAAGCUCACCACCGAAGUCCCCAACGAGCUGUUGCGCAAAAAAGGCGUCGCCGACGACAUCCUCAAGCAGAAAGAAGACGCCCGCGGCCGCGACCGCAAGUCCCGCAAACGCUCCCGCUCCCGCUCCUCCUCAGCAGACUCCAUCUCCACAAUCUCCACCAACCGCUCGCCCUCGCGCUCCCCGGCGCCCCGCCGCCGCAAACACCAUGUCCCGCCUAAACGCACCCAGCGCCCGGCAUCCGUCGACUCGCGCGACCAAGACCGCAACACCCGACGCCGCAUGAGCUCCUUCAGCCCAGACGAGCGCGGGCGGCGAAGGACACGGUCACGGUCACGAUCGCGAUCUAGUCGCGUGCACAACAAGGCGCGCAGUGCGAGCAGCGGCGCAGACGAGUCGCGCAGCAGGAGCAGGAAGGCGCCUGGCAAGCGGCCCGUCCGCGUGUCGACGUCGCGCUCGAGAAGCCCGGAGCACAUGGACACGUCGGAUGGUCGUAAUGGCGCGGUGAGAGGCAGAUGGGGCGCGAGUCCCCCGCCGAAGAAGUCUCCUCAGCCGGUCAGAGGUGGGAGGAGCCCAAGUCCGUACUCUAGACGCAGGGCGCCUAGCCCACAGCGUGGGAGGAUGGGCGGUGAUCACAGGGGUGGACGGAAUCGCUUCGACGACGGGCCUGGGGAGCGCGUGGGCAGGAAUGCACCGCCGCCUGCGCAACCGCCGCCUGUGCAGAGGGAGCGCAGUCUGAGCCCGUUUAGCAAGCGCGUGGCUCUGACCAAGGCGAUGAACACGGGGCAGAUGUAGGCAUAUUCAUUAGGAUGGAGCGAGCGAAACGAGGGUUUACUGCAGCUACUAAGACGUCGUCGUGUACGUCUGCUGUUCAGUUUUUGUACUAUUAAUCUUGAAAUCUCCGUGAGAAAUCGCGUGUUUGCUCCUGUUGCGCUCUGUUCCCAUGCGCGUGACAUGUCCCUCUCUCCUUGCAAAUGCAGCGAACAAUUUGCGCUCAACCAUACCCCCACACAGGGAGCUGCGCAAGGGACGGAUAAUCUGCGUGUCCAGCAUUUCAAUUCAGUUCAGCCCAAUUCAACUCCACCCACUCAACUCGCCUCCUCAUCCUCCACCUCCCUCCUCCGCUCCCUCUCCUCCUCCUCCUCCUUAAAAUGCAUAGCCUCCAC
Molecule: messenger RNA, 1477 nt
Organism: Dothidotthia symphoricarpi CBS 119687
Lineage: Eukaryota; Fungi; Ascomycota; Dothideomycetes; Pleosporales; Dothidotthiaceae
Exons: 2
Coding region: 144-1106 (320 amino acids)
Source: RefSeq, a predicted model, not a curated record